CAGUGAGCCAAUAUAAUAAUCAUCUAUCAUGUAACACGACCUACCAUAUCAUUUCAAACUCAGCAUUAAUAUUUCUUUAUAAAUAAAUUAACACCUUAAAGUAAGAAACUUCCAACCCCUCUCACUUCUAUCUUCUCAUCGUUUCCUCACGGAACCUACUCUCACUUAUCUCCAACUUCAACCACAGCAACCAUGUCGGUGAAGGAGUGCCACCACCACAAGGGAAAGAAGCACAAGCUCUUCAAACGCAUAUUCUGGGGUAUAGUCAUCUUCGCGUUCAUCGUGCUGCUCACGGUUCUCAUAAUCUGGGCGAUUCUCAAGCCAACCAAGCCAACCUUCAUCCUCCAAGACGUCACCGUGUUCGGGUUCAACGCCACCGUCCCGAACCUCCUCACCUCAAGUUUUCAGGUCACGCUUUCCUCGCGCAACCCCAACGACAAAAUCGGCAUCUACUACGACCGUCUCAGCACCUACGUCAGCUAUAGGAACCAGCAAGUCACGUACCGAACCUCAAUCCCUCCCUCCUACCAAGGUCAUAAGGAAGAAGACGUGUGGUCCCCAUUCGUCUACGGAAACAACGUCCCCGUCGCGCCCUACAACUUCCUCGGCCUCAGUCAGGAUCAGUCUGACGGCAACGUCCUCGUCAUCGUUAAAGUUGACGGUAAAGUCCGAUGGAAGGUCGGCUCCUUUACCUCCGGCCACUACAACCUCUAUGUAAGGUGCCCUGCUUUCAUAACCUUUGGCCCUCGAAGCACCGGGAUUGCUCUCGGCAAUAACGCCGUCAAGUAUCAACUGGUUCAGCGCUGCACCGUCGGGGUUUGACGUCAACGUCGUUUCUAGCUUUAAAUACUCUCUCUUCCUCUGCUCUGAUCAUUCGUAUAUUUAGUGUCUAUUAUCUAUAUACGGUCUUUCUCUUUUCUUUAUACACGUAUUCUUCUCAUCUUCUACCCACGUAUUUCUUCUGUAUUAUUGCCGUUAGGUAUACGCGCGUGUCUUUGUUACAGUAAUUGAAAUUGUACAUUUUGCUACGGAAUAAAACUGCACUUGGAUGGA
This is a messenger RNA of Vigna radiata var. radiata (mung bean), 1053 nucleotides long. RefSeq names its product NDR1/HIN1-like protein 1. The record is from RefSeq and is a predicted model, not a curated record. Gene Ontology annotation, biological process: defense response to other organism. NCBI's taxonomy places the organism in Eukaryota, Viridiplantae, Streptophyta, Magnoliopsida, Fabales, Fabaceae. The coding region runs from base 193 to 822 and encodes 209 amino acids. The transcript has a single exon.